GCAGGUAUCAAUCUUCUAGCUACAAUGUAUCAGGUACCAACUCUCUAGGCUUUUGCGCGCGCUAUUGUCACGCAAGACAACGCGCGUCCUCACGCAACUGAAGACCAGUUGUGGACCACCUGUCAAGAGUAGCAAUCAAAGCGUGAUGAACAAAGACGCAUGCCACUGGGCUGGCACACUGAUCAUUUUAGGCACCGUGGACGCAGCACAACGAACCCGUCAAAGCCGUCCACAAGGCUCGGGAUAUAAAAAACAUACCUCAGAGCGUCUAUGGAGAUCACCAAAAAUUGUUCGUUGUGCCCUGCGUGUUCUUUCAUUGACUCUAGUCAUACUCCACAUUAUCAUGGAAGAUAUGUCCAUCACAACAGUCACGACACGCUCCGGUAGCGUUACUUCAAUGAGCAUCACCAACGCUCUGUCACUCUCCACCACCGACAGACUCACCCCCGCCGAGAGAAAGGCCUUCGGUAAAUCAGAUUACAAGGCUGGCAAGGUUCUUGGUGUUACACUCACACGCAAUCACGUGGAGCAGGCGAACCAGGAUAGGAGACUUGCUUCAGUUCCAUGUCCAGAUCAACAAGAUACCCAAGGCGGCAAUACCCUGGGAGAGAUGAUGGCUCUCAUAGGUGCAAAGCGUUCACGUAACCGCAGUACAAGCGCCGUCACGAUCAUUAGGCCGCUCAAGAACCUUGGCCGCGGGCUCGCUUCAGGUGUGGGAAUGGACUUGGUAGAGAAGCGGAACAAGAAGCGAAGAGUUGCUGGGGAGUAUACGCAACGCGUGGUCUUCGGGCCCUUGUACUCCAACGAGUCACGCGACCAGGAAGACAAGGAAGAAUUGUCGACUGCCGUUAGGGACGAUAGUGCAUGCUCGUUCUUGAGGCUAGACGAGAGUGAGGAUACCAACACGCCUCUUGCAGGCAAGUUUCUGGUGGGAGAUGAUGAAGAGGGGGAAGAUGAUCUAUUCGGCAAUUUCCCAAGGGGCUUUGUUUGGGACGUCGAAAAUCCGUUUGCCAAACCCCCGAGUGGCAACCUUCAGCGAUAUUUCGAAGCAAUGCGACUUAGCGAAAUGAUUGGACCAUUGGAUGCUGCGCCGGAUGCAUCUCUCUGCUACACAACUAAUUUUUGGACAUCUUCCGAAGAAGAAAAAAGUCUCGAUUUUUUGAUUGCACAGGACGAAGCCGACGAGCAGCCAAUGGAGAGGAGAAGAAAAAUAAGGGCAGUAUUACGGUCCAAGAACAAGAUGUUGGAUGUGUUGGGAGCAGAGGCGCGACAAGCUGUCGAUAACUGUUGAAUACAAUAUGUUUCGAAGACAAAUUUAGGGUGACUUGCUGGUCAAGCUUUCAAGCAUAAGGACACACUCGACCAAGUUUUCGAGUCAGUGAAGCUUCGA
Messenger RNA from Suillus paluster, 1390 nucleotides. RefSeq lists its product as uncharacterized. The coding region runs from base 146 to 1291 and encodes 381 amino acids. Lineage: Eukaryota; Fungi; Basidiomycota; Agaricomycetes; Boletales; Suillaceae. The record is from RefSeq and is a predicted model, not a curated record. The transcript has 3 exons.